Messenger RNA from Crotalus tigris (Tiger rattlesnake), 904 nucleotides. RefSeq names its product pleiotrophin-like. NCBI's taxonomy places the organism in Eukaryota, Metazoa, Chordata, Lepidosauria, Squamata, Viperidae. The coding region runs from base 554 to 889 and encodes 111 amino acids. The record is from RefSeq and is a predicted model, not a curated record. Gene Ontology annotation, molecular function: growth factor activity. The transcript is spliced from 4 exons.
AGGAAAAUCAACCCAACCUGCCCAAAAAACGGGUGAUAUUCCUGACCAGGAAAGUUUUUGCCAUUUCUCUGUUCCUGGUUUUUGUCAGAUUGUGAUGGGAGAGUCUAACCCUUGAGUGACCUGCUUUUAAUGAACUUCUCAAUCAGUACCCGUGAGUGAAUUGUGCUUUCCCCUCCCUUUCUUUCCUCCUUCCCUCCCUUCCUCUCUCUCUCCCUCCCUCUCACACACACUACACUUGCUCAUUCACAGCCUGCUUUAUCCAUAGUCAAAGGAAAGAUCAGCUUCUCUGCCUUGAGUAGCACAGACGUGGUGAGAACAUUCAAAGAGAAGAAAGUGAACUGCGAGGAAGUGGGGCAGGGGAACGGUUGGAAACACAGGGAGUGCAGAGGAGACUAUAGUUUCUAGAGAGGGGGAAGGAAAAUCAGAAGACCCCUUGCUUUUUCCUGAGCAAAGGUGAAGCCAGCUCUGACAACUCAUCACUGAAUCUGAAGACCGUUUAACAGAGACAGGAGAUUUUGCAACUCAAAGUUGGCUGGGUGCAUCUGAGUCUGCAAUGGGAAUUACAUCAAGAAUGCAGAAACAGCAAGAACAGUGUCAGAUAUUUGCAGUUCUCAUCUUCACAUUUAUUUUCCUGCUGGCAGCUGUGAGUACUACUGAGGCUGGCAAAAAAGAAAAAAUAGAGAAGAAGGUGAAGAAAUCUGAUUGUGGAGAAUGGCAAUGGAGUGUCUGUGUUCCGACAAGUGGAGAUUGUGGCCUUGGGACCCGUGAGGGCACCCGGAGUGGAAUUGAUUGUAAGCAGACAAUGAAGACCCAAAGAUGUAAGAUUCCCUGCAACUGGAAGAAGCAAUUUGGAGGUAAUAUCCAUGGGAUUUUGAUUAAUCAUUAUUAAAGACUAAUCUAUUAU